Molecule: messenger RNA, 1710 nt
Organism: Ambispora leptoticha
Lineage: Eukaryota; Fungi; Glomeromycota; Glomeromycetes; Archaeosporales; Ambisporaceae
Source: the annotation of a GenBank genome assembly
AUGUAUUCACACUUGCUUAAAGCAAUUAUUUACUCGCUGGGCACUCUGGAGGAGAACUGUUUCGAUGAAUUUGGAGAAUCAGCAAUGCGAACAUUAUCACAAGAAAUCACAAAACGAUAUUUCUUUACUAGCAGUAUACAGUUAAGCAACCGCAAGAAAUCUCAAUUUUUAUCUUUAAGUCAGGCAGUUGAAUUAGUAAAACAAAAGGAAAUAUCUCCGGUUGUUUUGACCCAAAAAUGUAUAGAACAAAUAAAGACGUUUGAACAUCAAAUUAACGCGUUUAUUCAAAUAAAAGAUUAUGAAAAAAUUCUUGAUCAAGCCAAACAAGCGGAAAAAAGAAUCCAACGAGGAGAACCCAAAGGAAUCUUGGAUGGUAUACCAAUCGCUUGCAAAGAUAUAUUUUGCACUAAAGAUUUAUACACUACUUGUGGAUCUACAACGCUCAAAGAUUUCCAGUCAACCUAUAAUUCGACGGUGGUUGAAUUACUAGAAAAAUCCGGUGCUAUCAUAAUUGGAAAGACAAACAUGGAUGAAUUUGGCAUGGGCUCAGCAAAUGUGUACAGUGCAUAUGGUAUUACAUACAAUCCAUUAUUGUCGCUUUCACAAUUUUUUGAAUCUACAGAAGAGGGUGAUAAACGUGUUGCUGGUGGAAGUUCAGGUGGAAGCGCUGCCGCUGUGGCCUCUGGAAUGUGUUUUGCUGCAUUAGGCUCUGAUACUGGCGGAUCUGUUCGUUUGCCUGCAUCGUACUGCGGAGUAGUUGGGUUUAAACCCUCAUAUGGACAAUGCUCUAGAUGGGGAUUAACAGCAUAUGCCAAUUCUUUAGAUACUGUCGGAUUAAUAACGAGAACUGUUGACGAUGCAAAAUUGGUAUAUGACUUAAUCUCAAAGUUUGAUAAAAAGGACACAACAUCCUUACCGCUAGAAUUCCGGUCAACUAAUAAAAGCUUAAAUAAAUCUGAUAACGCUAGCAAUAUUAGCACGAAAGAUUUGAGUGGACUUCGAGUUGGUGUUCCACAGGAAUAUUUUGUAUCUGAACUUAAUGAAGACAUUAUUAAUUUAUGGCGUAAAGGAAUUAACCAUUUAAAUUCUCAUGGUGCGACUAUUGUUCCUGUUUCUUGUCCAAAUACAAAAUAUGCUUUGCCGGUAUAUUAUAUACUUGCUCCAGCUGAAGCUUCGUCAAAUUUGGCACGCUAUGAUGGCGUAAGAUAUGGUUUUCAUACAAAUACUAAAGAAAAUCAUAGUGAUGAUAUAAUUUAUGUUGAUGUAAGAGAUCAAGGACUUGGUGAAGAAGUAAAACGACCACAACGCGUAAGACAAUUGAUUCGGCAAGACUUUAAUAAUGUAUUUUCAAUGCCGAAUCCGUUGCUUGUUGAUGAUAAACUUGGUAUUCCCAUUUCUGAGAAGUCAAAACACGGUGUAGAUGUGUUGAUAGCACCAGUAGCAAUUUCGACUGCACCCAAAAUUCGUGAUUCACUUAAUUCAUCCGAGGAUCUGGAAUCCGAUAGUUAUGAGAUAUUAAAUUCAUAUGUCAAUGAUGUUAUGACUACGGCAGCAAGUUUGGCAGGAAUUCCUUCUAUGAGCAUACCCUUUGGACUAUCUUCUAAUGAUGGAUUUCCAAUUGGAUUACAAUUAAUAGUGCAGUAUGGAAAUGAAGAAACUUUAUUUCAAGUUGCAAAAGUUAUAGAUCAAGGCAAUAAUUAUAAUUCAUAA